This is a messenger RNA of Elgaria multicarinata webbii, 3624 nucleotides long. RefSeq names its product tumor protein p53 inducible protein 11 (gene TP53I11). The coding region runs from base 250 to 819 and encodes 189 amino acids. NCBI's taxonomy places the organism in Eukaryota, Metazoa, Chordata, Lepidosauria, Squamata, Anguidae. The transcript has 7 exons. The record is from RefSeq and is a predicted model, not a curated record.
AGGGCUCCUUUUCCUUUACGGUAAACGCGCAGGUUGCACGAAGGUGUUGAUCUCCGCGGCCCGUCCAUUCCUGGCGGCGGUUCUUCGAGGGACUCUCAAGAUGUGACGCUCUCGCUAGCCUGGCCGGCGGUGCGGAUUGUGCGUCUUUGUUUGGGUUGCACACUAUUCCUUGGACCGAGCGACUCCUUCUGAAGGCGGACCAUGCUUUAAGAUUCUUCUGCCCAAGCCAGCAACUACCCGUGAGUCACCAUGGCAACCAAGCAACCUCCCCCUCUGAUGAAAAAGCACAGCCAGACAGACCUCGUGAGCCGUCUGAAGACACGGAAGAUCCUUGGGGUUGGGGGGGAGGAUGACGAUGGAGAAGUUCAUAGGUCAAAGAUCAGUCAAGUCUUGGGCAAUGAAAUCAAGUUUGCUGUGAGGGAACCCUUGGGGCUCAGGGUUUGGCAGUUUGUGUCAGCCAUCAUAUUUUCUGGGAUUGCCAUCAUGGCUCUCACCUUUCCUGAUCAGCUCUACGAUGCUGUCUUUGAGGAAGAGUCCGUCAAUAGCAAGAUGCCCAUCCGUCUGUAUGGAGGAGCCUUGCUUAGUAUCUCCCUGAUCAUGUGGAAUUCCCUAUACACAUCUGAGAAGAUCAUCAUCCGUUGGACCCUGCUGACAGAAGCUUGUUACUUUGGGAUACAGUUCUUGGUUACGACCAUCACCCUGGUCGAGAGUGGCCGGGCCUCCACCGGAGCCACACUCCUCCUCACCAGCCGGGCCCUCUUCAUACUUAUCAGCGUUUAUUACUAUUACCAAGUUGGACGCAGACCCAAGAAAAUCUAAGACUUCGGAGGGUGGGGGUAGAAGGGCUUGUUCUAACUCCUGCCUUCCUUUUGUUCCUUUUUGUGUUUUGUCUUGAAGAGCAGACUUCCCUGUGGCAUGCCUCAGUGUCUACAUCGAGCGCGGGUGUCACUGCCCCAUCAGGCAUAGAAGAGGGAGAGAGAUCAAAGCCUGGGUGCCUGUUUGGGGAGGGUGAGAAAACAGAGUGCAGAGAUGUCAAGGGCUCCUCAGAUUCAGGGGCUUAAGCGAAAACCUUUCCAGUAGCCCUUGUCCCCUGUGGCAAGGCCUUUCCCAACCUGCUUGCCUCUUGAGCUUUGUUGGAUUACAGCCCUCACCAUGUCCAGCCAGCAGGCCACUGGUCAUGCUGUCUGGAGAUGAUGGGAGUUGUAGUUGGCACAGCUGGAGGACACCAGGUUGCAGAAGGUUGCUCUAGGACAUGAUCAAAACCUAUAUGCACCCAUGGAAAUGGAGCAGUGUAUCAAACUGAACUCAAAAGGGCAAAAAUGGCCAAAUGAGCCCCAAUUGACAAUAUCCCUCCGUCCCACUGGCCAUCUGGGACUCUCUGCAGUCUACAUGCUCAAACCCAGGCUACCUGGGUUUAAGCAGUAUCUUGCCUUGUAUAGGGCACAGGCAAUGGUAACCGAAGGCCAUAUUUUGCUCAAUGUCUAGGAAGUUAGAACUGCACAUUCUUAAAUAAUCUCUUAGGUUAGAGGUGGACAGAAAGUCACUCUCCAUGUAUGUUUUGGACUUCAGCUCCCAGCAUUCCUGAUUAUUAGUCAUACUGGCAGAGGCUUCUGGGAAUUGAAGUCCAAAACAUCUGGAGAUUUACCUUUUGCCCCACACCUGUCUCAUGUGUGGAUUUCACUGCCCUUCAUGAAAACCCUUGAUCUUUCCAUUAGCAUUAACUAUACUAAUUCCGGAACUCAUUCUGUCUGAUUUUUGAAGGACGCUUCAUGAAAAUAUCUGAAUCAGCCCUCUCUGUUUCUGUCCCCAACCACUGCCCACAUGAGUGCUGAACCUAUUUCUUUAUUCUGCUGCUCUUUUUAGUACCAGGCAUUGCAGAAAUGCUUUCAGUUGUUUCAAGAUAGAAUAUAGCGGAAAGAGGACAUGAGAAGGAUUAAUAAAGAAACCAGGAGUUCACACAAUCACUUUUCCUUCUUUCACAAAAAAUGACAACAUAGGUAAUAAACUCUAGUUUUGGAGUUUUACUAAUUAACUAAUUAAACUGCAAUUGUUAUGCUUCCAUAUGGAAACACCUUUAUAAACAAGUAUCCAAGAAAAUGGCAGGAAAAUGGUGCCUUCUUCAGUUGUACUCCUUAUUCGGUGCAUAUGCUGGCACACCUGAUUUUAGUGGUUCUUCCAGCCUUCUGUGAAAUGGAAAGAUUCUUAUGUGUGGUGGGCUGCUGGAAGGGGUGAUUCCUACAUCCCUUCUUAUGUGUGGGGUCAGGCAUGGAAACAUGGCUGCACCCCACUGGACCUAUUGAACUGCUAAAUUUACUAGAUUGUGAACCAGGCUCUGAAUCUGUGCCCAGAAGGGUGUUUGCAUGUGGAUUGCCCCUCUGCAUGUGUAAGAGGCUGCCUGAACUCCUCAGCUGUGCUCAAGUGGGGGCAGAAACACCUCAGUGAAGGGACCUUGCCUCUGCAGUGUUUGGCAUAAGCAGCAACCCAAACAUGUGAGGCACUCCGGUGAUUGGCAUUUAUUUUUUAACCAUUCCAUCACUUAACCAACAGUGUUCGGGGUUCACAUGUGAGUAAAAGUUCCAUUCACCUCUAUCACCUUGAACCCAGAAUUAAAAGGACUAGUGUAGUUUAACGUAGACUAUAGGGCCACCUUCCUCAACCUAGUGCCCUCCAGAUGGUUUGGUCUACAACUCUCAUUAUGCCUGGCCAUGCUAGCUGGGGCUGACAGGAGUUGUAGUCUGAAUCAGUUGGAGAACACCAGGUCAGAGAAGGGUGCUAUAAGGAUUUCCCCAAAGUAGAAGGCUAAUGAUUUUGGUGUGCCAAUGAGUCUUUCUCAAACUUCUAUUGUGUUUAAGAGGAAAACAGGUCAGACUUUGAGAUCUCUUCUCUGGGCCUCCUUUACCCUGUUGGGAUUCUGUGCAGACAAUUUCACAUGAAAUUGGGCAGGAUGUGUGAUCCCCAUACAGACCUACAAAUGUAGAGCAUAGCAAGUCUGGAAUGGAAACCAGAAGAACUGUCUAUUUGAUGUGGAGUUUACCAAUGUGGACCUGCUAAGAUGGAGCAAGCAAUUAGGAAUGGAUGUGACCAAUCUGGAGCUCAUGGAAUUGGCUUUGCACUGGGAUGCAACAUCAACAUGGGAGCACAUUACAUCCAUCGAACUGUGAUUAUCUUUUAAAUACCUUAGGCAACCACCAUCACAACAUCUCCAGCAGCAAUCAACAUUUAUUUGGAAAGUCCCAGGAACACUUUAAGGACAGUUGGUUACAUGUGCUGACUUUUGCCUGCAAUGGUUCCUCCACCCACCCAAAGACUGCCUCCUUUAUACCUCCUUUUGGCAUCUAUCCAACAUGUGCAUGAACUUGGACUACUAUGUGCAUUGCAGCUAAUGGCCAUGCAAAGACCAUGCAUCAAGUGGAAAUCUUCAAUUUAUUUGAAUAUAAUGAUAAAUGUGGUGAUUCAAGUGUAGACUUUAGAAUCCAAGGGUAGUGCCUAGUAGUCUCAUGUGAGGUUAAAGUCCUCCACAGGAGCAAUUUUGUUAAUGCUACUUUCAACUGUCACUCACAGCCCUUGGUCUGUGGAACAGAUGGUCUGUACACUCUGUGAAAUAAGUAUGGUUUUCAGCAGUUA